CAAUAUUUUCUCUCUCACCAAACUGGGAGAACCUUCGCCCAAGAGUUCACAUCUAGUCAUGUUCUUCUUGAAUCAGGACAGGUCGCAUGCAAUGAAGGUGAUGCGGCUUUUUAUCUCAGCAGUUUGUACGGUGUUGAGCUUUCUAGGCCUCCAAUUUUGGACAGAAUUUUCUAAUGUGAAGCUACAUUCAGAUGGUUUGAUCAUCGAUGGAAACUAUGUGCACUUUUGUGUUUCCAAAUGUGCAGUGGAUAAGCCAUAUAUCACAUUUGCUUUGGUGCUCAAUUUUAUCCUCAACGUUUAUAUACUCAUCUUUAUAUCUCUUAAGACGAUAUAUGCAACUGAAUCUUGGAAAUUGGCGGAAAAAAUAGUAUUAUAUGUUCUCUACAAGGGAGCAUCUCUUGUGGUGGUAGUCCCACUAACUCUAAUUCAUGCAGGAUUGUGGUCAACAUGGUUGACCGUAGCAUGCACUUUGAAGAUAUUUGAAGCUCUAGCCAGGGAACGCCUCGAACGGUUGAAUUCAUCAUCAUCUCGGUGCAAGACUUUGGAAUCACUUGGGUCAUUAUUCUGUUUUAUUGGUGGUUUUCACUGUCGACGCAAUUUGGAUUACGAUGUUAUUGCUUUCAAAACGUUAAAGGGCAUUGUGGUUCAUGGAUUUCAAUUGCUUGAUAUAUUGCUUCACCACUCAGUUCGUAACACAACAAAUAAUUCAAAAAUAUCAAUACUUUUGGUUUUGGAUACGUCAGCAGCAGCGGGAGAUUCACAACUGAAAUGGGAACGGAAGCGUGUUAUAUUACGGAAUGUAUGCUUUUUCCUAGAUAUUAUAACGUGGUUGAUGGCUUUUGGGCAUUAUGUGUAUGCAUGGAGGCUUAAUGGCAAGUCAUACCUUAUGCUUAACCUAUCGUUUAUGGAUAUCAUUUCAGUGCACCGUUUAUUGAGUUAAGAAUGGCUUAGAGAACCCUUCAUUGGGAACCUAGUGGAUGGAGAGCUUGUUUAUAAAUUAUAAGUUUAAGUAUGUAUCCAGCUGUUAGGAUUUAAUCAUAAACUAAUUGUGUUUGUAAGUUUAUUUAUCGUUGUUUAUCACCUGGGGUUUGGUGACUAUAUCACCGGUUGUGGACAUUUAGUUUUGUGGUCAUGUGAGUUGCUUUGGAUUUGAC
Molecule: messenger RNA, 1154 nt
Organism: Lactuca saligna
Lineage: Eukaryota; Viridiplantae; Streptophyta; Magnoliopsida; Asterales; Asteraceae
Source: the annotation of a GenBank genome assembly